UCUCCUCUGUCAGUAUCACCAGACUCCAGCUUACAGAAACAGAGCAGAGCUCAACUCGUCCUGCAUGAAAUGCUCUCUUUUUCUGUGACCUCUGAUUUUCAAAUUUACUUUGUUUCUUCUUUCCUUUUUGUUUAUUUAUCCUGUUAUUAUAUUGUCUGCUUUCAUUUAUUCUCUGUUUAUCUCUGUUGCCUGUUGCCUAUAACCUCCCCGGCCUUUUCUACUCUCCACUCUUCCCUCUUAAGUUUGCCUCCUCUAUUGCAUUUUGGAUACAUUCCAUGGAUAUUCUGCACUGGUUUUACCUGUACUUGGGGAUAUUCUGCAGCCUGGUACCAUGUUGUGGCCACCCGCAACCUUGCCGUAUCCUUGCACGUAUAGGGCACACAGUUCGCCUUGGUGCUCUUCUACCCUCGUAUGGUAACUCACAGGCUAGGAUUCAGAAUGUGCUCUCACGGAUCAGCCGGACCAGUUGGCUUCCUUAUAACCUAAGUUUGGAGGUAGUCUCUGGAGCCCCUCGAGAUAGAAACCCUGCUUCACUGACAAAGUGGUUGUGCCAUGUGCUGGUGGCACAAGGGAUUGCAGCAGUGUUGGCAUUCCCACAGUCACAAGAAGAGCUACUACAACUGGAAUUUCUAUCCAGUUUUUUGGAAAUCCCAUUUAUCAGUAUUCUGGAGCAGGAUCAGAUUGUACCACUGACUACCAAGAACCCAUUUCACCUCCAAAUGGAUACAAAAAGCUCAGCGGAAAACCUCAUGGAAAUUUUCUUUAGUGUUCUGCAGAACAGUAGUUGGGAGGAAGUGGAUAUCAUUACCUGCCAUCCCUGGGAUAGUGCCAGUAUACAAAGGUACUUGACAACCACUACCUUAGUGUCUAGAACCAUGCUUAAUAUCCAUCCUGUGGAUGAAUCUGCUCUGGUUCCCUUCUUACAGCAGCAUUUUGAGUCCACUAAGAACCCUCAAGUUCCUAUGCUACUGUAUGGUUGCGAUGCCCAAAAGUCCUCCUUGGUGUUUGGUGUAGCCAGAGACUGUGGAUUAGAAGCACACGAGUUUCACUGGAUGAUAGGUCAUCCCCUUAAUGUGGAAGAGAUGAAGACAGAGGGGAUGCCUCCAGGUCUCCUGGCCUAUGGAGAGGUCAGUCGGCCUACCAUGGAAAAGUUUAUACGUGAUGCUGUAGGCCUGGUGACCAGGGCCAUCUCUGCUGCUGUGCAUGUCAGGCCAGAUCUUGCGCUCAUACAGAGUAUGGUGAACUGCAAUGACAAGCAAACCAAGAAGAGUGAGUCUUCGGGCAUGUACCUGUCUAGGUUUCUGGCUAACACAUCCUUCUCUGGACAGACUGGUCAGAUCUAUGUAGCAGAUAAUCUCAUCCACACUGAACAUCACUACAGAAUUUGGAGCCUGGUAAGAGACUCAUUGGGAGAUCCAACAUGGGUUACUGUGGGGGGCUGGCGAGAGGGCAGAAUGGAGGCAGAGGAAGGUUUAUGGCAGAGCCGAAUCCAACAGUGGGAGCCAGCACCAGGUGGCUUUGUCCGCACUAAACUAAGAGUGGUUACUUUGGUAGAACACCCUUUUGUCUUUACCCGUGAAGUGGAUGCAGAUGGCAGUUGCCCAGCGGGCCAAAUGUGUCUUGACCCACGAACAAACAAUUCAGCAGUUUUAGAUGUUCUUUUUGAGGAGCUUACCUCACCAAAUGGUUCAGUGCCACUGGAGUACAAAACUUGUUGUUAUGGAUACUGCAUUGACUUGCUAGAAAAGCUCUCUGAAGACCUGAGGUUUGAUUUUGAAUUGUACAUUGUCGGGGAUGGAAAGUAUGGGGCACGAAAAGGUGAUCGAUGGACAGGUCUUGUUGGUGACUUGCUGAGUGGGGCAGCUCACAUGGCUGUGACCUCCUUUAGUAUAAAUUCAGCUAGAAGCACAGUUAUAGACUUUACCAGCCCUUUCUAUUCUACUAGCUUGGGCAUUCUUGUGCGAAUGAAGGACACUGCCUCUCCCAUUGGAGCUUUCAUGUGGCCAUUACACUGGUCCAUGUGGGUGGGUAUCUUUGUUGCUUUGCACAUCACUGCUCUGUUUCUUACCUUUUAUGAAUGGAAGAGUCCAUUUGGAAUGACUCCACAUGGCCGAAACCGGAUGAAAAUCUUCUCUUACUCCUCAGCACUUACCCUUGUCUAUGCUAUCCUUUUUGGGAGGACAGUGUCAAGCAAAACACCCAAAUGUUAUACAGGCCGAGUUCUCAUGAAUCUUUGGGCCAUAUUCUGCCUUCUAGUACUGUCCAGCUACACUGCUAAUCUUGCUGCAGUCAUGGUGGGAGAUAAGACCUUUGAAGCACUUUUAGGAAUCCAUGACCCCAAGCUUCAUCACCCUUCUCAAGGCUUUCGCUUUGGAACAGUAUGGGAAAGCAGUGCAGAGCAGUACAUCAAGAAAAGCUUCCCUGAGAUGCAUAACUAUAUGCGCAAGUUUAGUGUCCCAGCAACAUCUGAUGGUGUUCACUUGCUAAAGACAGAUCCUCCAACUCUGAAUGCUUUUAUCAUGGACAAAGCACUGCUGGAAUAUGAAGUUUCCAUUGAUUCAGACUGCAAGCUACUCACUGUUGGCAAACCCUUUGCAAUAGAAGGAUACGGGAUCGGACUUCCCCAAAACUCUCCUCUAACCUCCAACAUUUCAGAAUUCAUUAGCCGCUACAAAUCUUCAGGGUUUAUGGAUACACUACAUGACAAGUGGUACAAGAUGGUGCCAUGUGGCAAACGGGUUUUUGCUGUGACAGAGACUUUACAGAUGGGAAUAUAUCAUUUCUCUGGCCUGUUUGUUCUAUUGUGCACUGGGUUCUGUGGAUCUCUCCUCACAUCAUUGUUGGAGAGGGUAGUCUAUCACCUCAUCCUACCCCAGAUCAGGAGAAGACGUAGGUUCAAGUACUGGCUCCACACUAGCCAGAAGAUCCACCGAGCUUUAAAUUUUACAUGUGAGGAUAAAGAUGUGCUUUCUACUAAGUCUAAUAAACGUGAUAACCUGCAGAAAGAUGCCACAGGGAAUAACCUACGUCGGACUUCUGCUCACAGAGAGAGAAGAGUGCACUUUAACUUGGAGAUGGUCAGUGCUAGAGAAGGUCUCUGUGAGAAUGGGUGCCCCCAAGGAAACAAACAGGAAGAGUUAAAGGAACUUGAAGUGAAGAUUGAGGGUAUGAAGGAACAGCUGAGAGCUGCCCUGGUGAGGAAGAGCCAGCUUAUGGUCAUCCUACAACCUUCCUGCACUCACACUAAGACAGACAUCUCAGAGAAGAGAUGAUAAAGAGUUUGCCUGUGCAGAGAAUAAGCUAAUACUUUUUGAAGGCUUGCAGUGUAAUCCUUUAACCUUUUCAGUGAGGAGUUGCUGGCAGUUUGUCACUUUAAGGGUUAACGCCAGAGGCACAGGAAGCAACUCUAUCUUUGUUCCUAUGCUGUUACAAUAAGGACACACUCACAUGCUUUUCAUUGUUUUACUUGAGAUGCUGUAAAUACUAACUGGAGUUUAAACCGAUGAUGAAGCUGACAAUUCUACCAGGGUUAAUCGACAUUAACUCCAUAUGAACAUCAUUAUACAAUCUGUGUGAUGCCAAGUAUUUCUACACUGCCAUAUUUUACUGCUCAAACCAAACCCUCAUCAUAUCUGGAAAUCACUUAUCCAAUCAAAGAAUUUGUACAUUGGGUCAUGUGGUACAAGUUAAAGGGAGUGAUUGAAGGAUAUAUUCAAUAAAUUAUAGGAUAGAUAGAUAUACAAGUAUGGGAACCUGUUAUCCAGAAAUCUCUGAAUUAUGGGAUGGCUGUCUCCCACAAACUCCAUUUUAUCCAAAUAA
This is a messenger RNA of Xenopus laevis (African clawed frog), 3819 nucleotides long. It is a transcript of the gene grin3b.S, whose product is annotated as glutamate receptor, ionotropic, N-methyl-D-aspartate 3B S homeolog. The coding region runs from base 276 to 3272 and encodes 998 amino acids. NCBI's taxonomy places the organism in Eukaryota, Metazoa, Chordata, Amphibia, Anura, Pipidae. The record is from RefSeq and is a predicted model, not a curated record. The transcript is spliced from 9 exons.